Molecule: messenger RNA, 2216 nt
Organism: Trematomus bernacchii (emerald rockcod)
Lineage: Eukaryota; Metazoa; Chordata; Actinopteri; Perciformes; Nototheniidae
Exons: 3
Coding region: 257-973 (238 amino acids)
Source: RefSeq, a predicted model, not a curated record
UUCACAUUGGGUCCUGGAAAGCAACACAGUUUGUAACCAAUGCUCUUCUAAUGUUAUUUUGUUUUGUUAGAUUUUUUCACAAAUUUACCAACUACAACCCCGUCACAUUUAAUCGAAAGCACCUACAGUAAGGCAUCGGAAGCUGCCACAUCGGAGACACCUGUUCACGCUUCUCAGAGUGUGUUCCACAUGUGGAAAUAAUUUACACCAAACAACACUCCAUCAAUCUUUCCCAUCUGGAUGAAACCUGGCAGAGAUGCAAGCUGGUUAUCAGGUAACCAGCAUCACCCGUCUCCAGAUCCCUCCCACACCUGAGACUCUCCUCUUCCAGGCCAUCAUUAACCCUAAGAGAGGUAUGGAGGGACCACUGCAGACGCCACAGCCCCCCAGGACCUGCGGCUCUCCAGGGGGUUCUGGGAGAUCCUGCUGGAGCCUGGAUGCGCGGAUAGCUGUUCUUCUGGUGGCUCUUGCAGGAGCUUUAAUACUGCUGCUGCUCUACAAACUCUUACAGCUGAGACACAGGCUGAGUAUGGCACGGGCGAGGCACGCGCUGGAGUACUACAGCUUCUACCACAGCGCCACCUACACACUCAAACACGCAGCGUCAUGUCAGGAACUACCAGACAAAAAUGGGACGGUCCUUGCAGGUAGACCACCACCUUUACAAACUGUAACCCUGGUGACACCCACUGUCAUCGCCCCACUACCGCCCCCACCACUGCCACUCCCCCCACCUCCUGCACUGCCUUCGCCUCUGCUCCACACCCCACUUUCUCUCACUCCAACACCUUCAGUCCUGGCCUUCCCUCUCCACCUGCCUGGGACCCACACCACCCCGCCGAGCCCUCACCUGUCCUGGGGCGCCUGCUCAGACGCAGAUAUAUACUCUCGGAUCGGAGCUUUCAGGCCCUCCAGGCUCUCCAGCCUCUCCAACCAUUCAAAAGUCAUCCUAUUCGAGCACUCUUCUGUCUGACCUAUGAUGCAAAACAAGACUGGAGAUAAAAACAUUUGAUAAAACUGCAGUAAUUACCUAAAGGGAGUUGUAAGAAAUGUUCUUCUAAUGGACUGAUAAUCACGCAAGUUGAUGAUUAAGUGUUGGCUUAGAGUGAUCUAUACUAAAUAGACAGUAUACUGUGUACUUAUUCCUAUUCAAAGUUCAGAUACUUUAAGGGCAAUCCAAAACCUUGCGUUUUUGUGAGACAUUCAAUUUGUUUAUGUACUAUCCAUUUACAAUUACCUUACUUUGUGCCAGACCUCUGCAAUUUCCAGUUCAGACUGGUGGAAGUUAAGAGAACUGAAGACUUUAUAUAAUGUAUCACAACCUUAUAUAUUAGUUGUGAGGCAGUCCUGAGGUUUGCAUUGUUGGCUUAACUUUAUUUGUUUUCUUACAUGCUGAUAAUAUAAUUCCUAAAUUAUAGUGUCUUCAUUUUCACAGUGAAGUCAUUGUAGCAGAGCCCAUUGUUUCGCCAAAUGGGGGCAUUUCCUCAGCUGGUUUUCCAUGCAGUGGACCCUCCCUGUUUCACACCAUCCUCUGUGUUUCCUCUGACUCUCUCUGUAGGAAUCUUACUCUUCAGUUCCUUCACUUACAGUCUUUAAUGAUGACUCUGAAGAUGUCCUUUUAUUCCAGCGAAUGUCACAAUUUCAGACGUGAUUCAUAAGUUGUUCAAUCGUCUCUUAAACACAUUCAAAGUCACAUUACAAUUAAUACAGGUUAAACUUUAGAAAAAGGGGCUCCUUAUAAAACAGAUAAUAAGCACAGAUUGAUAUUUUUCUUAAGUAGCCCCGUAGACAGACAGGUAACAUCUGUCUGUUGUUGAUCUGGUUUCCACCUUCGCCCUAACAAGCUGUUAAAAUGAAUUUUCUUUGAAUAUUUAACCAUGUUUUCCCAACAGGCCUCUCAUUUAUAAUUCAACAAUAGUUUGCAAAUUCAUGGGGGAGGCUGUUUAAGUUGAUGCUUGUUUGUUGCUUUCUGCUUGCCGUGGUAAGAACUGAGACCUUUUGUGACAUUCUCCCUUAGUCUUUUUCUGUAUUUAUGUCUGAAAGUAAGGCCAAUGUCUCCAUACUAAAAGCCAGUCAAUUCAAUCUGUGCAUGUAGUGCUCUGUCGUCUCUUAAUUGGUUGUAAGCCGAGCCAGGGAAGACAAUUGAAACAAUGCACUGCUGCUGCAAUUAAAUAAAACAAAGGAACGCCAUGCAAGGUUGAAUAUGAAUGUGUUUG